GUGUCACUAGUUUCGUGUGUCCACUCCGCGGGGUUCUACAGGCUCGGUUAUCGGAUCUCAUUCGCAGUUUCCUCCAGUGGGCGGAGAAGCCGCCGCGCCGCGCAGCGCAGCGCCGCUCCCAGCUCCGCUCCCCUCAGUGCUUCCCGCUGCCUCAGCUCUGCGGCUCAUGCGGACCAGCUGCCCGGCCGCUCAUGGACUAACCGCGGGUCUGACCGUGAGCUGUGACGGACUAGGCGGGGGGAAGGACAGCCUGACGCCGGUGGAGGACUGGACUAUGGCGGCCAAGGAAGACCUGUACAGCAAAAUUCUCCCCAGGAGGCUUCGCCAAAACCGACCGGGCUCGAUGAAAUCCAGCUCCAACCUGGACGUGCUGCUGUCCAUGGGCUUCCCCAGACACAGGGCCCUGAAGUCUCUGGUGUCAACUGGAGGUCGGAGUGUUCAGGCAGCAUGUGACUGGCUGUUCUCCCAUGUGGACGACCCGUUCCUGGACGACUCCCUGCCCAGGGAGUUUGUUCUCUACCUGCGACCCAGCGGGCCGCUCCAGAACCAGCUCUCACACUUCUGGCAGCAGAGCCGGGUCACCUGCGGCAAAAACAAGGCCCACAAUAUUUUCCCACACAUCACUCUCUGUCAGUUCUUCAUGUGUGCCGACCCCAAAGUGGAAGGCCUGGGUGAGGCCCUGCAGACCACCGUGCAGCAGUGGAGGGGCCGCUUCCCCCGCCCGCUGCCUCUGGAGCUCUACACGUCGUCCAACUUCAUCGGGCUGUUUGUGGAGGAGCAGGUGGCCGACGUCCUCAGGCAGUUCGCAGCCGACUUCGCCACAGAGGCCGUCAGGAAGACAGAGGUCAAAGUGGAGCCUCACAAGAAGCAGCUCCACCUGACGCUGGCCUACAACUUCCCCAGUGAUCACCUCUCCUCCCUGGAGAAACUGGCCCAGGGCAUCGAGGUGAAGCUGGGCUGUGAUUGGCUGGCUGUCCUGUUCUCCCGGGACAUUCGUUUUGCUAACCAUGAGACGCUGAGGGUCAUGUACCCCUACAUGCCCCAGAACGAUGACGAACUGGAGCUGGUUCCUGGUGAUUUUAUCUUCACGUCUUCCAUGGACCAGACCAGCACCAGCGAGGGCUGGGUCCACGGAACCUCGCUGGCCACCGGCCUGUCUGGACUUCUGCCGGAGAACUACGUGAGCUUGGCCGACGAGUCUGACACCUGGGUGUUUCACGGCUCCCAUUCCUUCUUCAGCUGUGGUCCCGGUGAUAAAGCUGGUAAGGACAAAGGAAUGUUUGACGGCCUGCUGGACAGCCGACGUCCCGACAGCACCAGUCCUGGAGACACGCCUGCUCUCAGUCUGAUCUGCCACCCUGUGCAGCAGGUCCUGCGGUUCAGCGGCAGCCACACUCGGCAGCCCAAACGCACGGUGUUCGUGUGCCGGCACGGUGAGAGGAUGGACGUGGUGUUUGGGAAACACUGGCUCACUCUCUGCUCGGACAGCAAAGGCAGAUACGUACGCUCCAACCUCAACAUGCCUCCCAGCCUGCCUCUGUGGGGAGGACAGAGAGACUACGACAUGGACGCCCCCAUCACUGUGUUUGGGUCCACUCAGGCCCGAUUAGUGGGCGAGGCCCUGUUGGAGAGCAACACGAUGAUAGACUUUGUGUACUGCUCUCCGUCGCUGCGAUGUGUUCAGACUGCGCAGAACAUCUUGAAAGGCCUGCAGCAGGACGGGAAGCUGAAGGUGCGCGUGGAGCCGGGUCUUUUCGAGUGGACAAAGUGGGUGUCAGGGAACGCCAUGCCAGCGUGGAUCCCCCCCACUGAUCUGGCUGCUGCCAACUUCAGCGUAGACACGGCUUACAGGCCUCUGAUCCCAGCCAGCAAGCUGACUGUGUCCGAGUCCUACGAGAACUACAUGAGUCGCAGCUACCAAGUCACCAAAGACAUCCUGUCAGACUGCAAAAACACAGGAAACAACGUGCUGAUCGUCGCCCACGCGUCUUCCCUGGAGGCCUGCACACGGCAGCUGCAGGGCCGCAGCCCCCAGAACGCCAAGGACUUCAUACAAGUUGUACGAAAGAUCCCCUACCUGGGCUUCUGUGCCUGUGAGGAACAGGGAGAGACGGGAAUGUGGCAGUUAGUGGAUCCUCCAAUCCUGCCUCUGACUCAUGGACCAAACCACUCCUUCGACUGGAAGGAGACUCUUCUGCAAGAAUGACGCCUUCCUGCUCCGAGUCGGUCACAGUGAGCUCCCCGAGCCACAUCCACUUCCACCCCCCCCAACAACCAACCAACCCAGCAAAAUGACUGGAGCUCUUGUCUUCUCAGCCUGUUCAGAAGCCGCAGUCCCUGCAGUGGAUUGGCGAACGUUCACACUCUGCUGGCGUUGUGGGUCGACUCAGGACGCUGACAGGCUCAGGCGGUCUGACGGUGUCUGGGUUUCUGCCGCUCUGUGUGGAACCGCCUCUUGAAUUUGGUCAGAUCGACAUUGCAAACUCUCUCAUGUAAUACUUCUCAUGUUGAUUUAUGCUAGAGCAUGUUAGCAGGCUAAUAUGCUAGCUUAGAACUAAAAUUAAAGCUUGAACUUCAACUUCCUAGUAUGCAGUUGGGGGCUUUUGAUUUUUUUCUUGCUCUCUGUUAGUCGUGCCGCACCAACACUUUUACCGGCCUGGGGUCUGGCCACCCCAUGAGAAUGGACACCACUGGACAUACGUAUCAACAAAAGGACUAUUGUGUCCCUGUGUGUGUGUCCAUGUGUGUGUUGAAAUGCAGCGGAGGCUCAUCGCCGUGGGUCUGGUUGCUGGUGGUUUCAGGUCAGAUCUCUGCAAAUUGAUAAAGUUUCUCCUGUUGCAUAAUUAACUUUCUUCUCUUAAUGAAACUAAAUCAAACAACAAAGUGGACGUUUCGCAACACUCCUGAAAAAUGUCGAUUUUUAUGCUCGUUCUUAUUUUGUUUUUCAAUUCUGCAAACAUCUGAUUGGGGAUUUAUUUAAUUUUUUUAUUUAUGCCAAAAAAAACACAUAAAGAGACUGUAACCCUCCUGAUGGUGUAAACAGCAGUUCUCUCCCAAACUGUUGCUGCUGACAGUAGUUUGUCCUUCAGCAGCGCUGAUGGACUGCAGCAGAGAACAUGAGAACGUCUUCAUGUUGGGUUCCCUGGAGGCAGCGCAGCCUUUUCCCACACAUUCAGUGUAUUUAAUACAUAACACACACACACACACACACACACACACACACACACACACACACACACACACACACACACACACACACAGCUUCGACAGCACAUGUUGCACUUAGUGACAAUCAUUCAGUAGCAUCUUGAUUCUGGCCCAGCAGCGAUUAUUGUCCAAAGGGUUGGAAUAGCUGUAAUCAUGUACUGAGAAAGGUCUUCCAGUUUUAUCUCUAUUUAUUUUUAAGCCUCUUUUUUAAAUAAAAAUAAUGUGUACAAAGAAAAAAAAAAGAACCUUUGUAGCUGCAUGCAAGAAUUUAAGAAGGAGUGUCUCAGGUGUUGCAUUUCGCAGGUAUUUGCAGCUUUGCAUCAACUGACUGUAGUUCCUCCCUCGUCUCUGUAUGUUCUUCACUUCUCGGCUUUGAAAGCCGCAGGCACAACGAAGUCGUUUAUGUAGCCACAUUGUGCUACUAGUUCACAACAGAUUAUCAUUUACAUUUUUUUUUUAAUAAAACUUUCAGGCUGAAACUUGAAUAGAUUGUUUGGUUGCGAUGCUGGAGUUUGGUCAGACUGGACUCCGAGCCCCGGGUUCUCCUCAGAUCCUGACAGAAUGUAGGAGGACAUCAUUCAGAGGAGCCGUCAACUGGAAAGAGGUCCAAACAUGAUGCUGGUCUUCUUUUCUGAACGUUUCAAAAGUAAAAUCAAAGAGUCAAAGUUGAGCCCUGCAAAGCCGAUCAGCGUAGCAAGAAUGGAAAAUAAACUGCAGACAGAUUAAAUAAAAACAUCUCAGGUCCGUUUCUGUUUUAAAAUAAAAGCACUUUCCACUGGUUUGAAUACAUUUCAAUAAAUUCCAAAUGUAAUUAACUUUCCCCAUCAAGCUAACCACGUUCUGUCAAAGUUAGAGAAUCCUCAUAGGUGCAGACAGAGAGUCAGAAUAAUGUACCAUGAGAUUUUGUAAUGUUGUGUCAUUAUGGUCUUUCACAAACCGGAUCCAUGGAUCGCUUCACUGGUUUUUUAUGUGGAACCUGAUCAGGCAGUUGGAAACGGAUGUUAAGUGUUAGUUUGAGCGACGCUCAUCACCGCUGGUGUUUUUAUCUCCACAAAAAGGGAUUCCUUACAUUUUUCUAAGCUGACGUUGAAAAAAAUACAACUUCACAAUCACAAUGUUUCCAUCAAAUAAGAAACACAUUUAAAAUCACACAUAGUCUGUUCAUGCAAUGUCUUUAAAAAAAAUCCAGUGCCAUGAUCCUCCUGCAACUUCCUGUCGUCUUCUUCGCCAUUUCUGCCAGUGGCAACAUCUCUGUUGUGGUUCAGGUGACUCGUGAUGUGAAAAAAAAUGUUGCCAUUGCAAUAAAACAAUUUGGAAAUGGCCAAAAAAAAUCCACCUCAUCCGAGCGCAAAACUUUUUUUUUUCAAAUUGCCCAAUUAUAUGGUCAAUGAAAAUGCAUGUUAUAGUUUGCCUACCUGUUGCAGAAAGAUGCCAUAUAACUGUGAUUUUGUAGAAAUGUGAAUAGAUUGUCAGAGUGGCGUCAGACUGAGAGCCAGUUUGGUUUGUGCCCCGGGUUUUUUCUUACGUUAGCUGUUUUCCCUGACUAAAUAACGGAGACAUAACGGAGAAUGUUCCGUUAAAAAGAGGAACAUUCAUUUAUCCCAGCAGGAGAAGAAAAAGCAGAGCAGAGCCAUGUGAGGGAGACUUGGUGGAAGAAGCCAUAUUUUUUCUGCAUUUCUUAUUUAUUGUCUGAACAUAUCAAAUGUGUACAGCAUAUAAGUUAAAGUUCCACCUUUUCAAGCCAAAAUAUAUGUCAGUAUGUAAUUUAAAAUGAAACGUGUGUGUGUGCAGUUUACGACUUUUUUUUUUUUUCUUUUGCAAACACGCAGCUAUCAAGGAGAAAUGGCUACUUUUUUAAAAAGCUUCCAUAUUUUCAUGCAAAGAUGUCUGGGGGAAGGAAGUAGGGCCAGCAUAUGUGUUUUUUUGUUGUUGUUUUGAGACAAUCUCCAUUUGGUUUUUAAAUAGUACUUUUGGUUCAGACGCUAUGAAAACAAGCAACAUUCUUUUCUCGGCAAUAACUUUUAAAAGAGAAGGCUAUCUAUUGUUCAUUUGCAGUUUUCAUCUAAGUAAUUCAGCAGCCGGACAGCUUUGUCUUUUCUAGUCUGGAUGUUUCUGCUCUUGCUUCUGUUACAAUUAUAAAUGUAUUCACGUCCAACUUUUAAAUAAAAGAGAACGUCAUUCUUUGGAUACUGAAAAA
Poeciliopsis prolifica (blackstripe livebearer) is the source of this 5404-nucleotide messenger RNA. RefSeq names its product ubiquitin-associated and SH3 domain-containing protein B-like. Lineage: Eukaryota; Metazoa; Chordata; Actinopteri; Cyprinodontiformes; Poeciliidae. The record is from RefSeq and is a predicted model, not a curated record. The transcript has 14 exons. Gene Ontology annotation, molecular function: protein binding. The coding region runs from base 167 to 2206 and encodes 679 amino acids.